AAAUUUAAAAAAAAAAAAAACGGAAGAGAGAAAAAAAAAUAAUAAUAAUAUCACUCGAAAUUCCAUAGUUUGUUUCUCUCUUUCAAUUUUCAUGUUGAAUUAGCCCUUUGGGUAGACUUCUUCGUCUUCUUCCUCCGUCCGCGUCGCCGUAAGACGCCGCCUCGGCAGUAUCUCUAACCGCCGGUGGUGCUCGUCUUCUUCCCUCCACCAUCUGAGAUCUGGGAGAUUGAACAUAAAUAAACAAUAUAAAAGGAUGACAGCAACAAGCAAGACGGAUCAAAAAGCGGCAUUAGACAUUGCAUCAUGGCUAUUCAAUGUUGUUACUUCCGUUGGAAUCAUCCUCGUUAACAAAGCUCUAAUGGCUACUUAUGGCUUUAGUUUCGCCACUACAUUAACCGGUUUGCAUUUCGGAACAACCACAUUGUUGACAACGUUCUUGACUUGGCUUGGUUAUAUCCAACCUUCUCAGCUUCCUUGGCCUGAUCUUUUGAAAUUCGUUUUGUUCGCUAACUUCUCUAUUGUUGGCAUGAACGUUAGUCUCAUGUGGAAUUCUGUUGGAUUCUACCAGAUUGCGAAGCUGAGUAUGAUCCCGGUUUCUUGUCUUCUUGAAGUUGUUCUUGACAAUGUCAGGUAUUCUAGAGAUACAAAGCUCAGCAUUUUGUUAGUUCUUGCUGGUGUUGCCGUCUGUACUGUCACCGAUGUUAGUGUUAAUUUCAACGGAUUUCUCGCUGCCGCUAUUGCUGUCUGGAGCACCGCCCUUCAGCAAUACUUCUUCUUGAUACUUUCGUGCAGUAUCGCGGUGGGGACCAAUCUCAGCCAAUUCAUCUGUAUCGGAAGAUUCACGGCGGUGUCUUUCCAAGUACUUGGUCACAUGAAGACAAUUCUGGUUUUGGUUUUGGGAUUCACUUUCUUCGGCAAGGAAGGUUUAAACAUACAAGUAGUACUUGGAAUGCUCAUUGCCAUCCUUGGUAUGAUCUGGUACGGUAAUGUAUCUUCUAAACCGGGCGGUAAAGAGCGUCGUAGCCUCUCUAUUCCCAUAACCAAGUCACAGAAACUAUCUGAAACAACCGAAUCUGAUGAGAAGGUGUAG
Molecule: messenger RNA, 1090 nt
Organism: Camelina sativa (false flax)
Lineage: Eukaryota; Viridiplantae; Streptophyta; Magnoliopsida; Brassicales; Brassicaceae
Source: RefSeq, a predicted model, not a curated record